Messenger RNA from Monosiga brevicollis MX1, 1296 nucleotides. RefSeq lists its product as uncharacterized. The transcript has 10 exons. Lineage: Eukaryota; Choanoflagellata; Craspedida; Salpingoecidae. The coding region runs from base 1 to 1020 and encodes 339 amino acids. The record is from RefSeq and is a predicted model, not a curated record.
AUGGCAAUGCACCCCUUGUCAGAGCGGCAAAUUGCCAACUUCCAAGAACUUGAGAUUCGUGUCACUCAGCCAUAUCACUUCCUCAGGGUGGUGGAAAAAAAGAACGUGUCAGCACAGCAAUGGAACCUGGAUCGGCUACCUAGUGAUGGCAUUCAAAACGAUCUCGGUCUUGAACUUGAGGCUGCCAAGAAACAAUUUGAGAAACUCGAAUUCAAUUACGUGCAAGUGGCUAGUCAGCUUGAGUUUAUCCAGCGUGUGGCACAAUGGGAUCCUGAGGCAGCGGAAGAGCCCGCAGCGGCAGUAACGGAUGCUGCCAUGGCUUCGGCUCGCGCGCAGCUCAAGGCCAUUCAGGAGGAGGCCCAGAAACAACAUGACAGGAUUGCACAAAUUGCCGAGUCUAGCAUUGAGAAUCGACAAACCAUUGGUACUCUGGCGCGGGAGUGCACAGAGCUGCUACGAAUGGUGAGCGCCGAGAAUACCAAGUAUCAAGAAGUGUAUGAGCAGCAUGCAGCACAGACAGCUCAGCUGCAGGGUGUCGACGCAACAACAGACCUGGAGGCUGAGCUGGCCAUGCUUGAGGAUGAGGUCAUGGCCCAUGAGCAGGAAUUGGUCCAGCUUGAACAACGACAUGCGCAGCUCAAAGAAACUACGAGUGCCACAGAAAACCGGCUGGCAAACUUGCACAGCGAAUGCGAGCAAUUGCAAGCUGAAAUGGCCAGCGAGCAGAAUGACGACCGGCAAGCCGUCCGCGAAGCCAUCGCCGAGCAAAGUGCGCAGCUUGCGUUACAGCAAGUCCUCAGUGGCAUUGAAAUCGAGCGGGAGGAUGAGCAGUGCUUGGACCUGCGCAUCACCGUGGGCACCCAGCGCCACCACGUGGCUUUGAUUCGCCAAGGGGGCCAAGUGCAGCAAAUUUUGCUUAACGGCUCAGACAGCACCAUAAAGCAGCAAUAUCGCCCUUUUUUGGACCGUAAUGACUUGGGCGGGGCUUUGCGUGCUGUCAUCGCCCAUCUGAGUCAAUGAAGUGCACAUUGUAGGGCUGGUGCUCUCGCAUCAAUGUUCCCGCAAGCCCCGCACACGCGCGCAGUGUGCCCCUCUCUUCUUUGUGUUCUUCUCUUUUGCAUGUUAUCCGUGGUCUCUUCUUUAGAUGAGUCUGACUUGGCCAAGUUGUCCGGCACAAGUCCGUCAGCUUUGAAAAAUCUCAAAGUUAUGCGUCUGUCGUCCUCAAUGAUGUCGAGAAAGUUGAAUAGUGUCCCCUGCGUCGCCCGAUGGUUACCACCAAAUUGAUGUCCACACAUG